AUGGAGCACCUGGACACCGGCCUCAUUACCCAGUUCGGGCUCAUGCAGAAGAUAUCCACCGGGAACAUGGUGUUCGACAUGGCACUUAUGUUCAUGAUGCCAGUCAUCCUGAAAUACGCAGUGGGAUACUGGGCAGAGCUGAAGGAGUGGAUUGCACGCAGUUGGCAGAAGCCAACAAGCAAGUAUGUUCGCAAAAUUGAGUACACACGCCACCAGGGCUGGUAUUGGUACUCGGACAGCGACAACAACAGGAACAAGGUUCUACAGGAAAGCAUCCUGAUGUUCCUAGAUGGCAAACACGAUGUUGUGGAGAAGUUCAAGGAUGCUUCCUACAAAUUGACAACUGCACCAUCAGACGAAGUGGACAAUGCUGAUGACUCAGAGUCGGAUUCUGACUGCGGCAAAAAUGACGAAAUCAGGCAGUACAGGAUCCAGAUCGUGCCACCAGAGGGCAUCUGGUUCGAUGUCGAACCAGGCAUUGAAUUCAUGAAGUCUCAGCAUGAAACAGACAACGGAGACAACAAGGGAAAAACUAUUGUCACGUUCACUUUCCAGUCGGCAUUGAAAGAUGGGCAGUCCAAAAUCGACGACUUUGUGGACAGGGCACUCGCUUUGUACAAGAGCAAAAUGGCACAGAAGAAGGACACAGCCAGGUAUCUCUACACCCCCCAGUUUUCAUACACAAAAUCGCCAAAUGACGAAGAUUCCAAGAGUGGCAUGAUCUACAAGCGGUACCAGUUGUCUGAAGAAAAGACGUUUGCUUCAUUCUUUCAUCCUGGAAAGGAAGAACUUUUGAGGCUGAUUGAUCAUUUUGCGAACAAACGAGGGAAGUUUGCGAUCCCUGGGUACCCGCAUAAGCUCGGAGUAUUGUUGCAUGGGCCCCCAGGCACAGGCAAGACAUCAUUGAUCAAGGCUGUUGCGCAAUACACACACCGCCACAUCAUCAGCAUCCCACUGUCAAGGGUGCGGACAAAUCAAGAAUUGAUGGACCUCGUCUUCAACCAGGCGUGCAGCGUAGAAGGUGACAGCUGGAACUACAAGCUCCCGUUCAAGAAGACAAUCUUUGUCAUGGAAGACAUUGAUGCCGCAUGUGAUGUGGUCAAAAGGCGAGCAGGCGCGGUGGCCAGAUAUGAAAAGGCUGCAGUUGGUCCAGAGAAUGACCCGCAGAAAGACGAUGAGAAGAAGGGCGAAGACGACAAGGAUGGCGACCCCCCUGCGAGCCCCAGCAGUGAAAAGGGUGAAGCAAAGGUAUACACCUCUGCCUAUCUGGACAAGCUGAUGGCAGAGAGCGAUGACCUCAACCUUGCAGGGGUGCUCAACGUGCUGGAUGGCGUGGUGGACUGCCCAAACAGGAUUGUGGUCAUGACAACAAACCAUCCAGAAAAAUUGGACCCAGCUCUGAUACGACCUGGCAGGAUCAACAAACAGAUCUAUCUCGGGUACCUGCGACUGGAGGAGGCGCUCCAGAUGGCGGAGCACUACUUUGGAGCACUGGCAGAGGCAGACAAGCAGAGCAUUGCCAGCGUCUUUCCGGACAGGGUGAUGUCCCCAGCAGCAUUGGAGAGCCUUUGCGCUGAGUGCGACGUCGUUGACGAUCUUGUGAAGUGCAUCAAGGACAAGCACCCGGAGUGUGUUUCGUGGAAGACCCGGGCAGAGGCUCAAGCCAUUGGUGGUAGUUGUGAUGUUGUGGGCGACAUGGGGGGCGGUAAGAUUAGCGAUCAGUCUAGGGUGGAUGAUUCUGGUCCCGUACCGCCGAUGGUGGCCCCAGAGAAGGUCCCUGACGUACUACUGACCCCCAAGAUUGGCCAAUUAGAGUCGGCUUCAAUGCAGGUAGUCGCGGCUUAG
Messenger RNA from Ostreobium quekettii, 1845 nucleotides. The record is from the annotation of a GenBank genome assembly. Lineage: Eukaryota; Viridiplantae; Chlorophyta; Ulvophyceae; Bryopsidales; Ostreobiaceae.